AAAAACACUGGCGUUAUUUCCUUCAGGCUCGCUGUGAUAGUUGUACUGUCUCUUUAAUAAUAUACGGUAAAGGAUCAGGUUGCGCACCGGGUGGUACUGGUAUUAUUUACAACUGGAAAGAGACCAUUUACAGAUUGCGAUGACACCCCAGCCCAUAGUUUCUACAUUGCGCAGUGGUGUGAGUUUCUGGCGACAUCGAAGUGUUUUAGUAACGGCUUUAAGUCUCCAGGCCUUGGACUUUCGAAGCGUGCGUUGUCGGUCUACCUCGGCACCUGGUACUGUCAGAUCCAUGGAGGACAUACUGACGAGGGUUGUGGUACCGUUACCUACAUACGAGACGAGAGAGAAGUCCCCGCCUCCACCCGAAUCGAACAGUGUGGAAUUUAUGCAUUUCUACAAAAGCCUUGAAAAGGAAGAGAAGUCACAAUUACUAGCAACGUUAUCACACGAUUUUGGUGUGGACCACAAAGGAGUUUCAGAGCUAGCAGGCAAGCUGCUCGACACUCAGUUAAGGGACUUGGCUACAAUAUUGCAAGUAGAGGACAGGUUACGAUAUAGUCUGACUCCGCGCUAUAAACAGUUGCUUAAUCACAUAAGCAGGGUUGAGGGGGGAGUGAAGUUCCUGGUGGACCUACGUGCCGAUCUGCUUGAAAUAAUAUCAUCUAAAGGAAGUGACAGUCCUCACAUUCGGGACCUGAAUGGCACUCUGAAGAGUCUGCUGUCAGAGUGGUUCUCUGUGGGUCUGCUGCGUCUGGAGAGGAUCACCUGGCAGUCCCCCUGCGAGAUACUGCAGAAGAUCAGCCAGUACGAGGCUGUCCACCCUGUGAGGAACUGGACCGAUAUAAAGCGUAGGGUGGGGCCGUACCGUCGCUGCUAUGCCUUCACUCACGCUGCCAUGCCAGGGGAACCACUGGUCGUCCUGCAUGUGGCACUCACAGAGGACAUCUCUAAUAACAUACAGAGUAUCGUGAGAGAGUUGGCUACCCUGGACUUGGAGGAGGAUGUUGCCAAGGUCAACACAGCAGUGUUCUACUCCAUCUCCUCCAGCCAGGCUGGCCUGCAGGGCGUGGAGCUGGGGAACGUUCUCAUCAAGAGAGUGGUGCGGGAGCUGCAGAGUGAGUUCCCCCACAUGUCCCAGUUCUCCAGCCUGUCUCCCAUCCCGGGCUUCUCCUCCUGGUUACUGGGCCUGCUCAACCAGCACCGGAAGGAGGGCCGCAUGGAGCUGUUAACUGAACGUGAGUGGAGGGAGGUGGCAGAUGUCACAAACACAGCCCCCGAUACCAACGCCCUGGAUGCCCUGCGUAAGCUGAUCAGCACUGGCGAGUGGACCCGCUCUGAACGCCUGGUCCACAUCCUGGAGCCUGCCCUGAUGCGCCUCUGUGCCUGGUACCUCUACGGAGAGAAGCGGCGCGGCUAUACCCUGAACCCUGUGGCCAACUUCCACCUGCAGAAUGGUGCCACCAUGUGGAGGCUGAACUGGCAUGCAGACACCAGCCCCCGGGGAGUGGCCAACUCCUGUGGCAUCAUGGUGAACUACAGAUACUUCCUGCAGGAGACCCCGUCCAACAGCGCUGCCUACAUGCACAACAAAGUCAUCACAGUUACAGAACAGGUGCUGGGCUUGGUCUCACAGUUUCAGAAGAACAGCAAACUCUGAGCUCCAUGGACACACACACUUGGUAUCAAAGAUGCCUCCAGGACUGGCUGACUUUACGGCUCUGAUCUAAUGUGCCAAAACAAAACACGUUCAAAACAUGGAGACAAUUUGUGGAAUGAUAUUCAUUUAUUUUGUUAUUUUCUUUUUACAAUCUAGCCCAUGUAGCGCAUGGAUUUUCCUCUCCCUUCCUUCCUGGGGUGGGUAUGUGGUGUUAUCAUCUCCGAUAGACUCCCGGUGUUUUAUGGUGUGAGAGACUACAGCUAAUGAAGCGAGAGACAUUUACAGUGCCUUGCAAAAGUAUUCAUCCCCCUUGGCAUUUUUCCUAUUUUGUUGCUUGUAAUUGUUGCUUGUAAUUGCUUGUAAUUGUUUCUUGUAAUUAUAACUUGUCAUUUAAAUGGAUUUUUAUUUGGAUUUCAUGUAAUGAACAUACACAAAAGUCUAAAUUGGUGAAGUGAAAUAAAAUAAACUACUUUCAAAAAAUUAAAAAUAUUAAAAAAAUUAAAAAGAGGUGCGUGCAUAUCUAUUCACCCCCUUUGCUAUGAAGCCCCUAAAUCAGAUCUGGUGCAACCAAUUACCUUCAGAAGUCACAUAAUUAGUUAAAUAAAGUCCACCUGUGUGGAAUCUAAGUAUCACAUGAUCUGUGAUCUCAGUAUAUAUACACCUGUUCUGAAAGGCCCCAGAGUCUGCAACACCACUAAGCAAGUGGCACCACUAAGCAAGCGGCACCAUGAAGACCAAGAAGCUCUCCAAACUGGUCAGGGGCAAAGUUUUGGAGCAGUACAGAUCGGGGUUGGGUUAUAAAAAAUAUCAGAAACUUUGAACAUAGCAAAAAAUUGAAAGAAUAUGGCAUCACAACAAACCUGCCAAGAGACGGCCGCCCACCAAAACUCACAGACCAGGCAAGGAGGGCAUUAAUCAGAGAGGCAACAAAGAGAUCAAAGACAACCCUGAAGGAGCUGCAAAGCUCCACAGCGGAGAUUGGAGUAUCUGUCCAUAGGACCACUUUAAGCCGUACACUCCACAGAGCUGAGCUUUACGGAAGAGUGGCCAGAAAAAAGCCAUUGCUUAAAGAAAAAAAUAAGCAAACACGUUUAGUGUUCGCCAAAAGGCAUGUGGGAGACUCCCCAAACAUAUGGAAGAAGGUACUCUGGUCAGAUGAGACUAAAAUGUAGCUUUUGGCCAUCAAGGAAAACGCUAUGUCUGGCGCAAUCACAACACCUCUCAUCACCUCGAGAACAACAUCCCAACAGUGAAGCAUGGAGGUGGUAGCAUCAUGCAGUGGGGAUGUUUUUCCAUCAACAGGGACUGGGAAACUGGUCAGUAUAGAAGGAAUGAUGGAUGAAGCUAAAUACAGGGAAAUUCUUGAGGGAAACCUGUGUCAGUCUUCCAGAGAUUUGAGACUGGGACCGAGGUUCACCUUCCAGCAGGACAAUGACCCUAAGCAUACUGCUAAAGCAACACUCGAGUGGUUAGAGGGUUAACAUUUAAAUGUAUUGGAAUGGCCUAGUUAAAGCCCAGACCUCAAUCCAAUUGAGAAUCUGUGGUAUGACUUAAAGAUUGCUGUACACCAGCGGAACCCAUUCAACUUCAAUGAGCUGGAGCAGUUUUGCCUUGAAGAAUGGGCAAAACUCCCAGUGGCUAAAUGUGACAAGUUUAGAGACAUACCCUAAGAGACUUGCAGCUGUAAUUGCUGCAAAAGGUGUUUCUACAAAGUAUUGACUUUGGGGGGGUGAAUAGUUAUGCACGCUCAAGUUUAUUUUUUUUGUAUUAUUUCUUGUUUGUUUCACAAAAAAAAAAAAAAUGUUGUAUCUUCAAAGUGGUAGGCAUGUUGUGUAAAUCAAAUGAUACAAACCCCCAAAAAAACAUUUUUAAUUCCAGGUUGUAAGGCAACAUAAUAGGAAAAAUGCCAAGGGGGGGUGAAUACUUUUGCAAGCCACUGUAUCAGGCCGUGCCAUGUUUCUACUUGACAAUGUGUGUGAUGCUGUAGCACAGCUAGGCUGCAGAGCUACUAGAAUAAACCAUGUUUUGAUCAUUUGGCUGAUCUGUUUAGCUGCAAAGAGGCGUGUGUGUGUGUGUGUGUGUGUGUGUGUGUGCAGAGCCGGGCAGGUAAAAAAGGGAACAGACACCCACAUUGUAUAGAAUUAUGUACAGCAAUACAGUAACAUAUUGUCUCGAACACUGAUUGUCACCCUACAAUCUCUUCUAAUCAGUUAAUUAGUCUACAUCUGCAUUGCUUGCUGUUUGGGGUUUUAGGCUGGGUUUCUGUACAGCACUUUGUGACAUCAGCUGAUGUAAGAAGGGCUUUAUAAAUACAUUUGAUUGAUUUGAUUGAAUUACUGAUGAUCAAUCAGGCUAUUCUUUAAUGAGCUGUACUCGCAAGAGAUUUAAUUUUUAAAAUUUAAUUUACAGUAUAUGUAGAAUUGGUUCUUUUCUGCAAAAGGCUAAGUCAUAUUUCAUACCAAAAUGUGUUCAGUUGCCAUGGCUGACACCAUAGUAAUUGCAGAGGGUGUUUGGAAAUGUUUGCUACCUGCCACCACUCACUCCCCCCUAGAGACACAUAUCUGAUGUACUGCUACACCAAAGUACUGAACCAAGUGGGACUCAUAUCUGCCCCCACUCUAUUGUUUUGAAAGACUAUAUCACAGCAAGUUGACUGUGAAAUUACAUUUUAUCUCUCAAAGGAGCCAAACUUUUUUCCCAAGCCAGCCACACAGUGUCCCAGAAACUAAUGAAGUGAGAAAUAAAGUUAAAAUAAAUGGAAAGAUUUAUAGCAUUCACUGUAAAGCCGGGAAGGAAAUCAGAGAGCAUAAAAGGACACUGUUUAUAGGAUGCCCCUGAGAAAGCAUUCCUCUCGUGAGACAGACAGGGAGGGUGGACACCUGCUGAUGCUCCAGUGCAAAGUCCAAGGCUGUCACACCCGUCCACAACCAUGGAUGAGAUUGUGAAUGGAAACAACAAUGACAUAUCCCUACCUUUCCACUAAGCAAAGAAAAUAUCCACUGCUCUAUCAAUUCAACAACAUAGAUGGAUGGAUUUCUGUGGUGUUUAUUCUUGAAUGACAUUGAACUCAAGAACUGGAAAAGUUGUCAAAGAACUGGAGCACUGAGACAACAGAGAUAUCACAACAUUGCAUUUCCACUUUAUGUCCUUCAUUGUCAGACAAGGGAAAAGAGCUACAGAGCAUGUACAUGUGCUUGAAUUGAUUUGAUGUGUGAAUAAACCUGUCAGUUGCGUUAAUGUAAAUUUAGUGUGAAGGGUAUAUAUAUAACAUGUCCAUGGUCUCAUUCACACAUUGCACACACACAGUGUGUGUGUGUGUGUGUGUGUGUGUGUGUGUGUGUGUGUGUGUGUGUGUGUGUGUGUGUGUGUGUGUGUAUGUGUAUGAGAGCAUGGGCAUGUUAUUGCCAUCAUUAUAGGCUGAUAAAUUCUAUUUGAAUAGAACACUGCACGAGAGGGGAUCAUCUUAGAAGCAUUUUUGAAUCGCGUAGAAAAGCUGAUUUAUUCUAGGUACCUCUCAACGAAUUACAAGACCUGUCAGUCACAGCAUUACAUUCGUAUUGAAGUCCUGUAGACAUCUCACUCUCUAUUCAGAAUCCAUCUCAUUUGGCACACACUAUUUGCUGCUGCUUUAACACACACACACACACACACCUUUCUUUAACAGCACUCAAAGGAUGAUUACUGACUAUGACCGCUAUGGUAAACCUGUAUGGAAUGGAAACAUACAGCUUGUGUUUUCAUCAGCUUUCCUUUUGAUACUGUGUCAUUUUUCCAAAGAAAAUGCAAACUGAGCCGUACAAGGUGAAUGUGUUGGCAAAAAGAUGCAAAUGUGUGCUGGCCACACUGACGACCUGGAGAUAUGUCACAGCAUUCUAAUCAACACGCCUCCAGCCUCCUGCCAAAUGCACAUUAACAUUUAAGGGCCCAUUUGUUAAUAAGCAAUUACAGACAGAAUUGAUUAGUAGCCACUUUACACCAUUUUUAAUGGCUGGAAUAUGCCAUUACAGUUUGGCAAGGUACACAAGCUACAAGGUUCUUUUCCCAUAUCACAGCACAUUUGGACAGCGCAUACAUCAACCCUCAUGUUCCUGCUCUUGAUAUGAAUAUUGAGUGUCUAACAUGAAAUAUAGUGAAAAUGAGAAUGAGCUGAACAUAUUAACACAGCCUGGUCCAGUCUAAUGUCAAGCGGAUGGCCCGUCUAAUUCAUAGCACUGGUAAGUCAUAAAAUCUUUAAACCUUAAAGUAUAUUGAGGACCUGAUGAAUAUGGAUUGCAAAAGUUACCAGAAAUAGAAUUUAACACCUUGGUGAGUUCACACAAUAAGUCAUUGAAACAGUGGAUUUAACUGAAACGUCUUCUCAGAUGAGACAUGAGGAAAGAAAAAGCUUUAAGGGAAAAAUAAAUGCAUUGGCUGUCUCAUAAUAGGCCUGAGAUUAUUUGAGUGAAAGAGAGAGCAAUGAAAGGGAGAGAGUAAUUGAAAGAAAAUGAAAACAGUACGUUAUUACAGUUGCAGUAAAGUAUUAAAGUCAUACCUAGUACUGUGUAGGAUAUAAGAACCACUUGGUAGUUUACAUAUUCAGAAGAAAAUAAUGUUUUCAUGAUUAUUACAUAUGUCCAGUACAGUAUAUUGUGUGUUAAGGAUAGUUUCCAAACAUGCUAGACUUGUACUCAUACAAUGCUAUUGUCACGCCCUGGCCAUAGAGAGGCUUUUAUUCUCUAUUUUAGUUAGGCCAGGGUGUGACUAGGGUGGGCAUUCUAGUUUCUUUAUUUCUAUGUUUUCUAUUUCUUUGUUUUUGUCCGAGUGUGUUUCCCAAUCCGAGGCAGCUGUCUAUCGUUGUCUCUGAUUGGGAAUCAUACUUAGGCAGCCUUUUCCCCACUUGUGUUUUGUGGGUAGUUGUUUUCUGUAUAGUUUAUUUGCCUUACAGAACUGUUCCAUUUUUCUCUUUGUGAUUUUGUUCGAGUGUUUUUUGAUUAAUAAAGAAUCAUGAACAAUUA
Messenger RNA from Oncorhynchus nerka (sockeye salmon), 6651 nucleotides. RefSeq names its product malonyl-CoA decarboxylase (gene mlycd). Gene Ontology annotation, cellular component: peroxisomal matrix; mitochondrial matrix. The transcript has 5 exons. Lineage: Eukaryota; Metazoa; Chordata; Actinopteri; Salmoniformes; Salmonidae. Gene Ontology annotation, biological process: fatty acid biosynthetic process; acetyl-CoA biosynthetic process; malonyl-CoA catabolic process. Gene Ontology annotation, molecular function: malonyl-CoA decarboxylase activity. The coding region runs from base 140 to 1657 and encodes 505 amino acids. The record is from RefSeq and is a predicted model, not a curated record.